GUGAUAGAGUGAUUGUAUGAAGUUGAAACACUGCAUCUGUAGGCGUCGUGUUGGUUUAUUAUUAUUAUAAAUGUUAUAUUGUUAAUUCUAAUUUUGUUAACAAUUAACAGUUGUCUAAUGUCCUGUAAAACUAAUUCAAAAUUUGAGACAUUUGAGUAAAGUUUGAUUCUCCUAGACAUUUAAUUUUUACCUAGAAUCAUGGUCAAACUUACAACGGAAUUAAUUAUGAAUUCAUACCAGUUCAUAAAUCCAGUCAAAGAUAGAGAAUUGGAUUUAAGAGGUUAUAAAAUACCUCUUAUUGAAAACAUGGGUGCAACUCUCGAUCAGUUUGAUACUAUUGAUUUUUCGGACAAUGAUAUUAGGAAAAUUGAUGGUUUUGCAUACCUUAAAAGAUUGAAAAAUAUCAUAUUUAAUAACAACGCUAUUGUACGUAUAGCAGAUAAUUUAGAACAAUGUCUACCAAAUCUCGAAUCCUUAAUACUAACAGGUAAUCAGAUUCAAGAGCUUGGAGAUUUAGAUCCUCUUGCUUCACUCCCUAAAUUAAAAAUGUUAAGUCUUUUGCAUAACCCAGUUGCAUCAAAAGAGCAUUAUAGACUUUAUGUAGCACAUAAAAUUCCACAAGUUCGAAUUUUGGACUUUAGAAAAGUUAAAUUGAAGGAGUAUGAAGCGGCUAAAACAUUAUUUAAAGGCAAAGAAGGAAAAGAACUUAAAAAGAAAUUGGUUAAGAAAUCUAAUCAAUUUGUUCCUGGAGAAGGACUUGAAAACAGAAGAGCAAAUGGUCAUAGUCAAGCAGAUGUGUGGAGAAUUAAAAAGGCAAUAUCUGAAGCAUCAUCACUAGAAGAAGUUGAACAACUUUCCAAGUUGCUUGAAGCUGGGCAAAUUCCUAACAAAGACCAAAAUAAAAAGUCUGUUCCAUCAAAUGGAGAAGAAAAUAUUGAAGAAUUUGAUGACGACGACGAUGAUGAUGCUAAUAAUGAAGCACCAACACCAAUGGAAUAGUCGUGGUCCUUGUACUGAAAGCUAAAUUUCUCAGUUUUAAUUUAAGAAUAUAUUAUGUUUAAUAUUAAAUCAGUUUAUUAAAAGAUAAGAACAGAUACACAUACUAUUGGUUUAUUUUAUAACUAUAAUUUUUUCUUGAAUCCUAUUAUCAAUGGGUUACCAGUAAAAUACAAUAUUAAGUUCAUUAAGCUUAUAUGUUGAGAAGCGUUAUACAUUAACACUUAAGGGUAUUACCUUUUUAAACAAACAAUAUCAUCUUGUUUACAUGUCUGAUAGUAUUUAGUGAUUACAGUGAUCAUUUAUAAGUCUACAAUUCAUCAUCUGAAAUAACUUUACCCAGGAUACAAUGAAAAUUAUCAUCUACGAACAGAAACAUAUAUUAUUUUUUACAAAUAUUUUAUCUACCUAACUGAAAACUGUUACAAAAUGGAUAACAGUUGUCUAUUACAGAGAUGCCCGUUACAUGAAGAGCAUUGUAAGCUGCUACAAUAAGUGCAAUGUGGGAAGAUGACCAACUAUGACACAAUGUAUUGGUUGGAACAGAAGAAACUGUUUUUAUUGUUUUUUUCUUCAAUAAUCUGUUGGUUACUGUAAAUCCUUAGAAAAAAAUGUAUGCAUUAUUUUUAAUUGAAAUUAAUAAAAUAACAUACUUUACAAGA
Aphis gossypii (cotton aphid) is the source of this 1658-nucleotide messenger RNA. RefSeq names its product U2 small nuclear ribonucleoprotein A' (gene U2A). NCBI's taxonomy places the organism in Eukaryota, Metazoa, Arthropoda, Insecta, Hemiptera, Aphididae. Gene Ontology annotation, biological process: mRNA splicing, via spliceosome. The record is from RefSeq and is a predicted model, not a curated record. The transcript is spliced from 7 exons. Bases 199 to 999 code for a protein of 266 amino acids. Gene Ontology annotation, cellular component: U2 snRNP. Gene Ontology annotation, molecular function: protein binding; U2 snRNA binding.